Molecule: messenger RNA, 1143 nt
Organism: Pygocentrus nattereri (red-bellied piranha)
Lineage: Eukaryota; Metazoa; Chordata; Actinopteri; Characiformes; Serrasalmidae
Product: CD209 antigen-like protein D
Exons: 4
Coding region: 1-870 (289 amino acids)
Source: RefSeq, a predicted model, not a curated record
AUGAUCACGGAGAGAGACCAGUUACAGCCCAGUUACACCAACCUAAUUAAAGAGAGAGACCAGUUACAGACCAGUUACAACAGCAUAAUCACAGAGAGAGACCAGUUACAGACCAAUUACAACAGCAUAAUCACAGAGAGAGACCAAUUACAGACCAGUUACAACAGCAUAAUCACAGAGAGAGACCAGUUACAGACCAGUUACAACAGCAUAAUCACAGAGAGAGACCAGUUACAGACCAGUUACAACAGCAUAGUCACAGAGAGAGACCAGUUACAGACCAGUUACACCAACCUAAUUAAAGAGAGAGACCAGUUACGGACCAAAUACACCAACCUAACUACAGAAAAACAACUACAGUUUAAAAUUCAACAAACAGCAAAGGAAGAAUUACAGAGCAGAUACAACACCAUGAGAAACCAGAUGGACCUUUUGCAGAGAGAGAGAAACGGACUUCAACAGAAGCUGAAUGACAUAUAUACAAACAAUGCGAGGGGAUGGUUGUACUUCAGGUCUAGUUUUUAUUACAUCUCUGCUGAGAAGAAGAACUGGGAUGAUAGCAGACAGUACUGCAGAGAGAGAGGAGCAGACCUGGUGAUCAUAAACAGCAGAGAAGAACAGGAAUUCCUUGCUAAUGUUGUAGGCAGUAUUAAAGGCAUUAUAGCUUGGAUUGGUCUGACUGACAGACACACAGAGGGCCGGUGGAAAUGGGUGGACGGCUCAGCACUGAUCACAGGGUACUGGGGUGAUGGAGAACCAAAUGAUACGGGUGAGGAAGACUGUGUAGAGUUUUAUCCAGUUAAUAAGAAGUGGAAUGACAGGCAAUGCUCUGCUACUGAUCAAUGGAUCUGUGAGAAAUCUGCAGCGUGAUCGUGUAAUACAUGCUUAUCUUCACAUCUUGGCCAGCGAUAAAGUCAUCUAAAAAUCCUCUUUGCCAUUUCGCUAUACCACACAAUGAUUAGCUUUAUUUUUCACAAGUUAUUAGAACAAAAUUGAAUUAUGCUUUUUUUCAAUACACUGUACCUUGUUUAAGUCAUGGCAUGUUUGUGAUUAGAGCUGCCUUAGAUAUGUUUAUGUAGUGAUGUAACGUGUUGGCUUUCUGUUGACAAAUAAUCUAAAUAAUAAACUAUGAUCUGUGACAAA